CAGUAGGGCAGCGCUCACAUGCAGCGCGCGCAUGCAGAAGUCAUUCCGAUGGCAAACGAGUCCACGCGCAGUCACCUGCCACUGAGAGCAGAGAGGAGGAGGAGGCAAGAGGAAGGAAGAUCAAGCAGCUCUACUACAGCAGCGUGACUGGAAAGGAAAGAAGGAGGGCGUGUGAAACGGAGCAACAGUUCUUGGCAUAGCUACAAUAACCCAAACAAUUGAAAGGGCAAAGAAAGGAGGGGGAACUCGUGGGGGGAAAGCUCAGUCACAUUUUUAAGACACCUGAAAACGUGCCCGGUGUUUAGUGUGAGGCUUGUUACACAGCUCUGCCUUGGAGAACGAUGCCAGUGCACUGGCUCUGACUGUUUUGAAGAAAAGAGCUACUGUAAUGCACGCGACACAGUCUUCAAGGACAUCUUUCAAAGAGUGAGGACGGCACAUUGCCCUGCUUACCUGAAGGACGUCUGGCAUUAGUGUCGCUUCUUCCUCGAGACAUUGCCUAACAGACUUCUUGAAGUUCUUACCUGUACGGACGGAAUUUGAAACACAGACCCGACUCCGAUACCUGCAUUUCCUUCAUCAACACCAGGAACAGGCACCAUGGACGGCAGUCCAGGUGGAGGAGUGAUCCUCUAUGCAGGCUCAACUGGAAGCGCCAGCCCCAGUCCAGGAAGCCCAUCCAGUGGAUACCAAACCCAAUCUCCAGCCUCUCAACCCUCAUCCCCGGAGGAGGUCUCUUUCACUGAGUUUGGUGACCUUAAUAAACAUCCAACUGGAAGCAAUGCCAGUUCUGCAGGGGGCAACAGACUGGUUUUCCAGUUUCCAGAAGUAAGCAGUGCUACCACUGUCAACCCUGUUACACCGAUGGUAACAUCAUCAGGGCAAAACACCUACUCUCACCCAGUAGUCGGCAGGCGACCAAGUAUGUUCACGGGUACCUUUACCAAAACAGGAGGUAUGGUGUUGCUCUGCAAAGUAUGUGGGGAUAUUGCAUCAGGAUUUCACUAUGGUGUCCAUGCAUGUGAGGGAUGCAAGGGUUUCUUCCGCCGCAGUAUCCAGCAGAACAUCCAUUAUAAGAUGUGUGUGAAGAAUGAAAACUGUCUGAUCAUGAGGAUGAACCGCAAUCGCUGUCAGCACUGUCGAUUUAAGAAGUGCCUCUCUGUCGGCAUGUCCAGAGAUGCUGUGCGAUUUGGGCGCAUUCCGAAGCGCGAGAAACAACGCCUACUGGACGAAAUGCAGAGUUACAUGAACAGCCUUAAUGAAUCAGCGUCCAUGGACAUCACCUGUACUACACCCACCGAGAGUCCUUCCAGCCCUGAAGAUGGCCAGUCAGAAGAGGCCAUCAGUGCUACCUCGCAAGCUUAUCACAAUAUCUUUGUGAACGGGGAGAAGUUGUUAGUGAAGAUUAACGAUGACGACAACAUCAAUAACAACAAUCCUUCUUCCUUCCGCCAUAAUCCAAUUCAAGAGUCCGGCUACUGCCAAUCCCGCCCUCAGCCAAGCAUCUCACCCCAAGAUCAUUCCAUCCAUUCCACAACAAGCUGUCUACCCCGAUCCAGAUGCCCAGUCGCCAACCACCACAGAAAACCGACAACCCGAGUUAUGGACAACAGUCACUAUAACUUCCCACAGUCUUCAAGUCCCAGUCAGGGAACUACACCUUCUCAAAGCUAUCCAUCGAAGCACAACAAUUAUUCCACUCAAACGUCUUGUCCUUGGAGACCGAGCCCUGGUGCUAAAGUUCUGGCAUGUCCUCUCAAUGCAUGUCCCAUCUCCCCAGCCAGUCACUCCAGUCAACAGGUUUGGGAGAGUUUUUCCCAGUGCUUCACUCCAGCUGUUAAAGAAGUGGUUGAAUUUGCCAAGAGCAUUCCAGGGUUUCAGGCCCUGAGUCAACAUGAUCAAGUCAUGCUGCUGAAGGCAGGAACCUUUCAGGUUCUAAUGGUGAGGUUCUGCUCGCUGUUUGAUGCCAAGGAGCGUACCGUAACAUUCCUGAAUGGUCAGACCUACCCGCUGGCAUCCCUGCGAGUGCUAGGCAUGGGCGGUCUUCUGGACGCCAUGUUCGAGUUCAGUGAGAAGCUGGGGAACAUGGGUCUGGAGGCCGAUGAGAUGGCCCUCUUCAUGGCUGUGGUGCUGGCUUCUGCAGAUCGUUCUGGUAUCUCAGAUGUGGGGGCCGUAGAGCAGCUCCAGGAGGAUUUGAUCGGCGCUCUUCGCGCUCUCAUCACUCGACGAAGGCCAGAGGACAGCUCACUCUUCCCCAAACUCCUGCUACGUCUGCCUGACCUCCGUACCCUCAACAACCAGCACUCCGAGAAACUCCUAGCCUUCCAUAUUGACCCCUGAGAACAGAAAGAGACAAUUACCUGACCUACCCAAGUCUACACAUUAAUAAGGGGUCAAAACAUAGAUUCAGGGUGCUCUUCUUGUACAAAUAAGCCAUGCAUAUUUCAGGAUAAACAUCUGAUUUUGACUAGCACUUACACAAACAACUGAGACUUGCUCCACCGCAAGAUAAAACUGACAUUGAACUUUUCCAAUGCAACAUAAGAGGAACAGAAUUAUGGAGCAGAUGCCGGACAUUUUGACUUUUCAGGAUUGUUUUCAAGAAAUGUAAAAACACGAAGAUGGUAUAGAUUUUGAGGUGAUGGCUGUUUUAUAACUAGAAUUAAUCUAGGCUCACAGUGCAAGAUCAUUGUGCAAGUUUUGGGACGUUCUAAGUAUUUUUCUCACUCCAGAUGCUAUGCAUUUAUCAUCAACCUUUCAGAUAAACUUCAGUUCAAUUGCACAAUUCAAUAAUUUCAUUAAACACAUUCUCUUUGUGGACCUUUAUAAAUAUUGUUUAUAUUUGUCAGGCAGUCAAAACCUUGGUUGUAAAAAACAUGUAUUAUAAUUGAAAUAUACUGUAUGAUAGUUUCUUAUAACUGUAUAAGACUAGUAUGUAUUAAUGUCAGGGACAAUGGGUUCUUUAAUGAAGAAAGGACUCCUUGAUGUCUAUUAAAGUGUUAAACCAACGUCAUUUACAACAGCUCUGCAUGGAUAUGGUUUAUUCUACCCUUUGCAGUUCAGAAUGUUCUGAAAGAGGAUGGUUUAGCAGCAAAAGUGGACUUUGCCAUUUCUACGCAAAUUCAAUUCAUUUAUUUCAUGUGCAUCUAAAUGUAUAUUUGGUAAAUGUAUUAUGCUUAUUUGGCAGAUUAUGUGAUAUUAAAAAAUUACCUUUCAAGUUU
Sinocyclocheilus anshuiensis is the source of this 3221-nucleotide messenger RNA. Its product is annotated as nuclear receptor subfamily 1 group D member 1-like. Gene Ontology annotation, cellular component: nucleus. The record is from RefSeq and is a predicted model, not a curated record. Bases 601 to 2340 code for a protein of 579 amino acids. The transcript is spliced from 8 exons. Gene Ontology annotation, biological process: retinoic acid receptor signaling pathway; negative regulation of transcription by RNA polymerase II; cell differentiation. Gene Ontology annotation, molecular function: zinc ion binding; nuclear receptor activity; RNA polymerase II cis-regulatory region sequence-specific DNA binding. NCBI's taxonomy places the organism in Eukaryota, Metazoa, Chordata, Actinopteri, Cypriniformes, Cyprinidae.